This is a messenger RNA of Hevea brasiliensis (rubber tree), 501 nucleotides long. RefSeq lists its product as uncharacterized. The coding region runs from base 167 to 373 and encodes 68 amino acids. Gene Ontology annotation, cellular component: endoplasmic reticulum. Lineage: Eukaryota; Viridiplantae; Streptophyta; Magnoliopsida; Malpighiales; Euphorbiaceae. Gene Ontology annotation, biological process: endoplasmic reticulum unfolded protein response. The record is from RefSeq and is a predicted model, not a curated record. The transcript is spliced from 3 exons.
AAUGGAGGGUUUGAUUUAAACUACAAAUAAUCGCACACAGAUCGGGACAAGAGAGGGGGAGUGGAAGAGCGAGCUCGCCGGAGAGGGAAAGAAAAGAGAUCAUCUUUAAUCUCUCGUUAAACUUUCUCGAUCCAAUCGUUUCCGGCUACCAGAUCUCCCCGUAACCAUGACUACAUCAAGGCGCCUUGCAGAUAGGAAAGUUGAGAAGUUCGAGAAGAACAUUACUAAGAGAGGAGCUGUUCCUGAAACAACUACUAAAAAGGGAAAGGACUAUCCUGUUGGCCCUAUUCUGCUUGGAUUCUUCAUCUUUGUUGUCAUUGGAUCAUCUCUAUUCCAGAUAAUCAGGACAGCAACAAGCGGGGGCAUGGCAUAAAUGUAGACAGAGACUCUGAGAGAUGCAAGACGAUAUUAGCCUCUGUAGUUGAGAUAUGGGAAAUACUUAAUGACUUGUUAUUCAUGUUGCGAACUCUGUUAUCUUAAUAAAAAUGCCCUUUCCUAUUA